Macrosteles quadrilineatus (aster leafhopper) is the source of this 2223-nucleotide messenger RNA. RefSeq lists its product as uncharacterized. NCBI's taxonomy places the organism in Eukaryota, Metazoa, Arthropoda, Insecta, Hemiptera, Cicadellidae. The coding region runs from base 502 to 1869 and encodes 455 amino acids. The record is from RefSeq and is a predicted model, not a curated record. The transcript is spliced from 9 exons.
UGAGGAAAUAUUCUAACCUUCACUGGAUGGUUGGGUUUAUAUGGUUAAAAAAGGGUUAACACAUAACCCUUUUUUAAAGGCAGUUAGGUUGAAAAAUAAGUAAUUUAAACAUAUUUCAUCCGUACUUCUAUGUGACUAAGAAGUACGCACAAUAUGUUUAUCUUAUGAAGUUGUAUGAUCUAGGAAGGUUGAGAAUCUAUUCUAUUGUUGACAGGUCAGUGAGAUGGGCCGCAGAGGUUGGCAAGAUCUGUCAGUGGUACCAACACGCGAGCGCCUCCACCACAGUCUGCGUCAGCUGAUAACUUUCCUAGCUACCCCAACUACUCUUCUGAAAAGUCGUCGCUUCUUGUUGACAGAAACUUAAAGCAAAGCAGGUUAGCCAGGCUCAGAUGUGUUUGUUGUGUGACGACACAGUCCCCUGAUAAACCCAGAUAACCGUGGCUGCUGAUAACAGAACACACCUGUGCUGGUUGCCACCGAGAACACGUGAUGUGAAGUGAGAUGGUGCCUCAGGAGUUCCGCAAGAAUCUGUGCGUCAUUGCCGGAUGGGUGUCUUUGCUGGAGGCUUUGGUAUGGGGUGCAUUAGCCAUCUACGGAGUCGGUGUUUAUGGGUGUAGCUGGGGUUUCAUCCAUACCAACAAAGGACCUAAUACAUGGAGCAUGCUCUAUGUUACCUAUUUUAUGGGUAGCUGUGAUGGAGUCUCCGGAGCUGCCAACCAAGGAUUUCUCCUCGCACCACCCACGGAUCCUGCCAAGCACCUUCACAUAUGGCUGUGGAUACACAUGGUACUAUCCGUGGCUUGGAUACCUGCUUGUAUCCUGCUAACUGUCGCAGCGUCAGUGGAAGUGAGAGGCAGGCAGGGAGCAAUCCUCUACUACCCGUGGAUCACACUGUCAUGUGUCUUCGUCAUUUUCGAUCUCGCUGGAGCCGUUUACCACUUCCUGGAUGUCUUACACUCAACGACUCCAGACUACUACGCUGACAUGACUUUUCACACAUCCUGGAGUAACCUCACAACGAACUACUCAGUAGAAGGCAUUACUCCAUGGCUUCCGUCUCUCCUAGUCACCCUCUACUUCUGCCGUUUCAUCUUUUUCUGGGGUCUCAAUAUCGUCUUUCUCUACAUUGUCUACAAGGGGUGCAACGCUGUUUCAUUGUACACCACCAAGUAUUUGCAGAGCUCUUUGAUGCAAGAAGAUAGUCAGAAGUCAUGGAAAAACAGAUUCUACCAAGGGCCAGACCCGUCGUUGUUUGAGCAAAGCCCGCGGCAAAACCAAACCAAAACUGAUCAACAGAGGAUAGAAGAUACUAAGGAGAACGCUGUUAGACACAGAAUGCAGGAUUUUGGCAUACCAGAGGAUGUUAGGCCAGUAGACCAGAGAGUUCCCACUGAUCAGGACAGGUCAGGUGGACCUUGGAGGGAAAACAACGCCCCGCCUAUCGCAAGCGGAGUACAAGUACCUCCAGAACUCAAUAAGUUUGAGCCCUUCUCUUACAUCGCUGGUGACCAACCACAGCGGAUGAGACGACCCGUCAGCAGAAGUAAUUCCCGUGGCGACCAACCUCCGAUACCUCGACCCGAUUAUUCCAUCUCUGAAAGGAAAGCUGCAUCUUUGGAGUACGUUCCCAACCGGUUCAGGGUACCUUCGCCCAAACGCCUUCAGUCUCAGAGCUCCUUCAACCUGGACUCGGCUGGUCGACCCGUGACAACAAAGGUCGCCCCAGUACCACCCAAGAAACCAUCAGCUUACCCUCGCUCUAUACCUGAAGACCCUGAGAGAUAUGUGAACCAUCCGACAACACAACAGACAAGCCCCUAUACACGGCAGGCAUCUGGCCCAGAUUACAACAUCAACAAACUAUAUUAAAUACCUGGUCAAGAAAGAGGAAAGGACUUGCAGAAUGAAGUUGACUCAAUAGAAGAAGGAUAAGAGAAGAGGUAAAAAACAAUCCCACCUCACUGUAACCUCAAAUGUUGAAGUCAGUUAAAAAUUGUUGUUACACUUUUUCUUUAUCAUGAAUCCAUAUUUCACAAAAUGUUUGACAAGAAAAAUCACUAUGCAAACUAGUCACUAAAUAUCUUAUCGAUGAAUUAUUCUCCUGUAAAAUUUAAUACAGUAUUUGAAAUUUAUAAUCUUAGCAAAUUGAUGAGUUCUGUUACUGUACUGUACUUCAAAAGUGUUUAAUUUUGAUUUUAUACUAAUAAACAUUGAUUUUGAUAA